Molecule: messenger RNA, 429 nt
Organism: Ostreococcus tauri
Lineage: Eukaryota; Viridiplantae; Chlorophyta; Mamiellophyceae; Mamiellales; Bathycoccaceae
Product: Rhamnose mutarotase
Exons: 1
Coding region: 1-429 (142 amino acids)
Molecular function (GO): racemase and epimerase activity, acting on carbohydrates and derivatives
Source: RefSeq, a predicted model, not a curated record
AUGCACCCACGCCGCGCGCCGACGAAUCGUCACCGCUCGACGUCGACGGUGAUGAAGACGUACGCGCAGACGAUCGAGCUCAGAGCGGAUGGGGUGGAGGAAUACGUGCGAUUGCACGCGGCGGUGUGGCCCGAGGUCCUCUCGUCGCUGCGCUCGGUCGGUGUGUUGCAAAUGAAGAUUUGGACCAGUGGGCGACGCGCGUUCAUGUACAUGGAGACGACGGACGCGUUCGACCCGGACGUGGAUUUCCCUCGACACAUGGCGAUGUCGGAGAAGUGCGUGGAAUGGGGGGCGUUGACGCGGACUUUUCAAUCUCCGGUGGAAGAAGCGAAGGAGGGGGAGUGGUGGUGUCGCAUGGAGGAAUGUUUCGACAUGCGCGCCCAACUGUCGGCGCGGGAAGAGGACGCGUCGCGCGCGCCCGUUACUUGA